This is a messenger RNA of Phanerochaete carnosa HHB-10118-sp, 1077 nucleotides long. RefSeq lists its product as uncharacterized. The transcript has 5 exons. Bases 1 to 1077 code for a protein of 358 amino acids. Gene Ontology annotation, cellular component: endoplasmic reticulum tubular network. Lineage: Eukaryota; Fungi; Basidiomycota; Agaricomycetes; Polyporales; Phanerochaetaceae. The record is from RefSeq and is a predicted model, not a curated record. Gene Ontology annotation, biological process: endoplasmic reticulum tubular network organization.
AUGGUUCUCUUUGGUAAUUGGUUUCGUAAGAGCCAGCGGGAAGACUAUGAACAGGUGCUAGCCUUGCUGGCACUCGACAUCCAGAAACGACAAGAACGUCUCUCGGAGAUCCGUCUACGAGAGCGUCGCUCAACGCUCCUUUUCUCCAUCUAUGCUCUUUCCUCAUGGGUUGCCUACUUGAGCCUGUGGUACACCGACCUCGUUCCGACGCUUAGUAGUCAUGCGCGCUACUCCAAAUUUGAGAAGUCGGUGGAGGCAAUACCCGUGUUUGCAGGCCCUAUUGUAAUCUUAUUCAUUCGCCGCAUCGCUCAGAUAUGGUACACAAAGAUAGGAGACAAGGAAGAGAAACAUCUCGUUGCUCUCCGCAAGCAGCAGAAGGAGAAGAUUGCAGAGAUCAAGAAGAAGACCAACUAUGACACCACUCGGAACUUGAUCGAGCGCUAUGACGAUGCUCUCGACUCUCCUUUACGUCGAAGGGUUCCUGUCGGUGGCCAGCCGGUUACUCCUCAAGGCAAGAUGCCGGCACCUCAGCCACAAAGGCUCGCACCAACGCCAGCUCAAGUACCACCUUCUCUCCAGCAGCAGCUUUCUCCAAUGGCUCAGCAGCCCAUGCCUCCACCACGCAAGCACUGGUAUGAUAAGGUUGCGGACGCAAUCUUGGGGGACGACGACACUAUCACUGCUGCCUCCUCCCGGUAUGCCCUAAUAUGCCAGAAGUGUUUCGCCCAUAAUGGUCUCGUCAAGGAGAGUGCUUGGGAAGAAACCCGUGCGUGUUACGUCUUUCUACUCUCUUCUUACUCCCGCAGCUGUGACACACGGAGCUCUGACUCAUUCAUCGGCUCGUUAGAGUACACUUGCCCGAAGUGCGGCUACUUCAAUCCAGCGGCCAAAGCCCUUCGGCAGGCACGCACCGGCGGACGCCCAUCAGUAUCUCCACCGCGGCAACCUCAGUUCGGUCAGCCACUUGCCCCACCCCUUGAGCACCCUUCGAGCAUUGAGGAUGGGCCGAACCUGGAUCCCGAGGAGAAGGAGGGGAGUGAGGAAGAGCACACGGAUGUCGCCGCUACGUCAUCUUGA